Anas platyrhynchos (mallard) is the source of this 3606-nucleotide messenger RNA. RefSeq names its product src kinase associated phosphoprotein 2 (gene SKAP2). The record is from RefSeq and is a predicted model, not a curated record. Gene Ontology annotation, molecular function: protein binding. Gene Ontology annotation, cellular component: plasma membrane; cytoplasm. Lineage: Eukaryota; Metazoa; Chordata; Aves; Anseriformes; Anatidae.
CCGGUGUGGGCGGGGCCUCCGCUUCCUGCCCGUGGGGGCCGGGCGGGUGCCCGCGCCCCAGGCGCUCGGCCCCGCCCCGCCCGCGGGGUGUCCGCGCCCCGCCCGCAGCAUGCAGGGCGCCGCCGCCAUCCCCGGGGACGUCCGCGGCCUCCUGGCAGAUGUCGACACGUUUAUUUCUCAAACCCUAAAAGGAGAAAAUCUGUCCAAGAAAGCAAAAGAAAAAAAGGAUGUUCUUCUUAAGAAGAUAAAAGAGGUUAAGGCAAGUUACCCUCAAGAAUUCCAGGAUAAAGAAUUGGAAGAUGAGGAAGAGUCUGAGGGCUCUUUUUCUUCGCCUCCUGAUAGUGUCUCAAUAGCAUCUGACCGAUAUGAUAAAGACGAUGAAGGACACUCUGAUGGGAAUCUGUUUCCUCCUAUUGCAUGUCAAGAUCUUCAGUUUGUUCUGAAGGCUGGAUAUUUGGAAAAACGCAGAAAAGACCACAGUUUUCUUGGCUUUGAAUGGCAAAAGCGGUGGUGUGUCAUCAGUAAGACAGUCUUCUACUAUUAUGGAAGUGACAAAGACAAACAACAGAAAGGUGAAUUUGCCUUAGAGGGCUACACCAUCAGAAUGAAUAAUAACCUUCGGAAGGAUGCAAAGAAAGAUUGCUGUUUUGAAAUCUCUGCUCCUGAUAAGCGCAUUUAUCAGUUUGCAGCUGCCACUCCCAAAGAAGCAGAGGAAUGGGUACAGCAAGUGAAAUUUGUAAUACAAGAUAUGGAAUCAAAUACUAUUCCGGAGGAGGAAGAGGAAUAUGAUGAUGUUGGACAAGCGAGCAGUGAACCAAUAGAUGAUAGCAUUUAUGAAGAACUUCCAGAAGAAAGUGCUUCUCCAAAGGCUGAAGUGCCAAGAAAAUGGAGCCAGGAGAAAGUUACCACUGUUUCAGAUGGCAAAAAUACCGAUUAUGCCAAUUUCUACCAAGGUUUAUGGGACUGCACCGGAGAUGUACCUGACGAGUUGUCAUUUAAACGUGGUGAUGUUAUCUACAUUCUCAGCAAGGAGUACAAUAGAUUUGGCUGGUGGGUAGGAGAAAUGAAGGGAACCAUUGGCUUGGUGCCUAAAGCCUACAUAAUGGAGAUGUAUGAUAUUUGAGAGGCCUGGGCGAAAUCUGCACUUGAAAUCAAGAGUGGUGUACAGCUGCAGUUUACAGACCCGACCUCUGGAAGAAGAUUGUGCCGUACACAUUUUGUGGUUUCAGCAAACGUAGUCAGAUCAUUGCCUCGUAUAUAUUAAACAUUAAAAACUGUAAUUGAUCAUAAUUCCACGGAAAUGUUCUUCUUAGUCACUUUUUAUAGAAUUGUAAUGCUAGGAAAUGAAAUCCAUGGUAAUUCACAUAUGGAGCACAAGCAGUCAAAUAGUGCCUGUUGCUCUUUUCUUAAGCAUAAUAGCAGCACUCUGUAUUGCUAUACAUUUGUGUUCUUUCAGGGAGUUUGGCUGUGUUUACCUGUUACUCAGAUUUAAAAAAAUUAAGCUGGACUUCAAAAGUAGAAAACUAUUGCACAGUUCGUACAUGAAUUAACUGUUUCAUGUAGUAGUUCACUGUACAUUUUUUUGCAGUUUUUAUGAAAAUCAAAGGAAAUUUCUGUGUACUAUUUUAAGUCUUCAAAGUAUUCUGCUUCCAAGUGUGUUUUUUGUUUGGUUGUUUUUUGGUUUUGUUUUGUUUCAGUUUCAGCCAAUGAUUUAUUUUUUUCUAUAUUUAGCUUUGUUAAUGUUAAUGACUGUUACGGUACUACAAAAUGAAGGCUUGGCUCUUUUGCUGAUGUAAAUCUGUCUACGUGGGGUAAUACUGUGCUGAUAGCAUUGUGACUUGGAGGUAUGAAUUUUGUGAAAAUUUGGCAAAGAUAAUGUAUUAAAGACAACAGUUUUUGGUAAGCCAACAUGAGAUAAAAAGUAGAUGAGUGAUUUUGUGGGUGGUGAAAUGCUAUUUUUUUUAUCUCUACCUUGCUUGUACUUUCCACAGAGUAAAAUCUGCAUACCCUGUUGUGUGGAAUUUCUGAUGCAAGUUGUUCAACAGACAUCUUCAGCUCUGAGUUAAAAAGGGCUGUGCCUGCAUUCUUAGUGUCAGGACUUUGUGGCUAUGAGCAUCAGUUGAAACAUUAAAAAAAAAAAGUAGAUAAAUAUUUUCACUUGUGAACAAGGAGUUGGACAAGGUAGAGUUAAUUAAACCUCUCCUUUUGGAGAUGUGUUCGACUAGUAGCAUGGAAGAUCAGCUUUUUUUGAAUCCUCCCCCAGACUUGAUUUGUGGGCCCCUUAAUCUGCCAAGGAGGCAGGUCAGGCCAGUCUGAGGCUUGCUGAGCCUGUGCAGGUCCCCCUGUAGCUGCUUGUGCUGUUUAUGCUUCAGGCGGGCCCUGGGAACACUGUGGGUUAAAGGGUAACGUUAGCCUAAACUCAGGGCUAGGUCCUUUUAAUAAGCUCAGGUGCUGUGCUUGUUUUAGGUCAUUUCUGGUACUUCCUAGUACACUGGAUCCUAACAGGAAUCAACGAAGGUACAGAGUUUUGGUAUAUAUUUUUAAAAAAGAGAUACUCAUUGCGAUUUAUUCUGGACAUUAUCAGUGACGCAUUCAAAGGAUAGAUUAGAGUCUUCAGCUCUCGUGCUACUUUAUCAAGUCUACUUGGGGCUUGUGCACAGAAGGUAAGGCCUUAAUGCCACGGCCAUAAACCCCCUUCUCCCUCGUUAACACCCCACACCUCCGCGCCCCGAGCUGCUUUUCCUUUUCCCGGCGCCCCAAAUUCCCGCACCGCCUAGCUUUUGGGGGUGAACCCUCCUUCAUCGGCCGAGGCGAACGCGGUCCGUGGGCAGGUGUGCUUGGAAAAGGCAAAAUGGGGCUGGAAGAGGGGGCGGCUGCUGCGCGCAUCCCUGCGCCGCGCAUCCCCGCGCAUCCCCGCGCAUCCCUGCGCUGCGCGCCCGCGGCGGCAGGUGGCAGCAGCUUUUCGCCGGCACCGGGAGGAGCCCGGCUCGGCCCCGGCCCCCUUCCCCCUCCCCUCGUCCCCGCCGCCGCUUUUUGCCUUUUUUCCAGGAGAGGGAGUCCUUCGCCAACGGAUGGGCACCCGGCCCGCCGAGCUCCCUCCUCCCGGCUGGCGGCAGCGGGGGGAAUAAAGUGCCUUUUGUCUGCGGAGCGGCUCGGGGGCUCUGCCCCCCUUCUCGGGCAUGGGGGGGGAGGUAAACGAGCUGCCUUAAAACCCGAGACCUAACAGAAAGCUGCUCGGAAAGUCACCGCGAGUGUCUCGAAUAAAGCAGCGGUGGAGCGCGGGCGGGUUGUUUGCUUUAAAUCCGUGCAGCCGCCGUAACCUUUUUUGGCUAAGAAAACCUCCGCUGGUGCUACUUAAACAAAUCUCGGUGUUAGAAAAUGCUAAUCGCUUCAUUUUCAUUGUUUGCUUAGGUUGCGCUCGCCUUUCUGUGAACAGCCAGGCAGCUAAUUUUUUAAAAAGGUGGUUGUGAGUCAUAUUUUGUACAGCGUUUUACUUGAUUAUUUGCUCUGUUCUGAAUUUGUACUAUACUGCCAUUAGAUCUUACAAUAAUGUUCUACUCUGCAAAUUUUUAAGGUUCAAAUAAAGUUUAAUUGUUUGCAAACUGU